Molecule: messenger RNA, 786 nt
Organism: Trypanosoma conorhini
Lineage: Eukaryota; Euglenozoa; Kinetoplastea; Trypanosomatida; Trypanosomatidae
Product: 40S ribosomal protein S3a
Exons: 1
Coding region: 1-786 (261 amino acids)
Biological process (GO): translation
Cellular component (GO): cytosol; ribosome
Molecular function (GO): structural constituent of ribosome
Source: RefSeq, a predicted model, not a curated record
AUGACGCUCGGGAAGAACAAGCGCAUCAGCAAGGGCGGCAAGCGCGGCAAGAAGAAGGCGCAGGAGGCCAUGAGCCGCAAGGAGUGGUACGACGUGGUGGCCCCAAAGAACUUUGAGGUGCGCCAGUUCGGCAAGACCAUCUGCAACAAGACGCAGGGCACGAAGAUCGCGGCGGACUUCCUGCGCGGGCGGGUGUGCGAGAGCAACCUGGCGGACCUGAACAAGACGCAGGGCGACGACGACGCCUACCGCAAGGUGAAGUUUGUGGUGCAGGAGGUGCAGGGCCGCAACCUGCUGACGCAGUUCCACAGCAUGGACAUGACCUCCGACCGCGUCUACUUCCUGCUGCGCAAGUGGUGCACGACGAUCGAGGCGGCGGUGGAGGCGAGGACGGCCGACGGCUACACCCUGCGCCUCUUCGUGAUUGCCUUCACGAAGAAGCAGAGCAACCAGCUGUCGAAGAACUGCUACGCCAAGACGCGCCUGGUGAAGUGGGUGCGCCACCGCGUGACGAACCUCAUCCGCCAGCGCCUGGCGAAGGUGAACAUCAACGACGCGGUGACGCUGCUGACCCGCAACAUCCUGCGCGACCGCCUGACGAAGCGCUGCAACCCCAUCGUGCCGCUGCGCGACCUGCGCAUCCGCAAGGUGAAGGUGAUCCGCACGCCCCGGUUCGACGCCCAGGCGCUGCUGAACGCCCACGGCGAGAUCCCCGCCUCGGCUGAGGGCGAGGCGCGCGUCGUCGAGGAGGCCGAGGAGGCCCCUGUCGCCGAGGCCACCGCCUAA